Messenger RNA from Ilex paraguariensis (yerba mate), 1524 nucleotides. The record is from the annotation of a GenBank genome assembly. NCBI's taxonomy places the organism in Eukaryota, Viridiplantae, Streptophyta, Magnoliopsida, Aquifoliales, Aquifoliaceae.
AUGGCUACCGCUACGCAUUUAUACGGAUUUAAAACUCCCUACACUUCUUUGUCAAGGAGAGCUUCGUACUACCAAUCUUUGUUGUCGCAGCCCAGGCUUGAUGUUGCAGUGUCCGUGGCUUCUGUUUCUGGACACUGUACAAUACUGAAGGGUUCUUCAUAUAGGGGAAGAGUUCUGAGAGUUAGUGCUGGGCAAGGAAAUAUUGAUGUCCUUGAGCGGAGUGACACCGAGAAUCAAGGUUCACAAGGACUAGCUAAUGAGUUGACAUGUGUGAUGAAGUUUGGUGGAUCAUCGGUGGCCUCGGCUGAAAGGAUGAGAGAAGUAGCUGACCUCAUUCUCAGCUUUCCAGAAGAGAGGCCAGUGAUUGUUCUCUCUGCUAUGGGGAAGACAACGAACAAGCUUUUACUGGCUGGAGAAAAGGCUGUCAGUUGUGGUGUUUCAAAUGCCUCUGAUAUUGAAGAGUUGACCUUCGUGAAAGAAUUGCAUCUCAAGACUGUUGAUGAGCUUGGAGUAGAAAGGUCUAUCAUUGCGGCACACCUAGAGAAAUUGGAGCAACUUCUUAAGGGAAUUGCUAUGAUGAAAGAAUUGACACUACGCACAAAGGACUUCUUGGUCUCAUUUGGGGAGUGCAUGUCCACCAGAAUUUUUGCAGCAUAUUUGAAUAAAAUGGAUGUCAAAGCCCGCCAAUACGACGCCUUUGAUCUCGGUUUUAUUACAACAGAUGAAUUCACAAAUGCUGAAAUUUUGGAAGCAACUUAUCCAGCUGUUGCAANAAGAGUUGACCUUCGUGAAAGAAUUGCAUCUCAAUUAGGAUAUACAUUAUUGAUUCUGAACACUGAUAUGUCUUCAGCACACCUAGAGAAAUUGGAGCAACUUCUUAAGGGAAUUGCUAUGAUGAAAGAAUUGACACUACGCACAAAGGACUUCUUGGUCUCAUUUGGGGAGUGCAUGUCCACCAGAAUUUUUGCAGCAUAUUUGAAUAAAAUGGAUGUCAAAGCCCGCCAAUACGACGCCUUUGAUCUCGGUUUUAUUACAACAGAUGAAUUCACAAAUGCUGAAAUUUUGGAAGCAACUUAUCCAGCUGAACUUGAUCAUGUUCUCGAAGAACUUGAGAAAAUUGCAGUUGUGAAUCUCCUACAGCACAGAUCAAUCAUUUCUCUGAUUGGAAAUGUUCUGAGGUCCUCACUGAUAUUAGAGAAGGAACUUGAUCAUGUUGUCGAAGAACUUGAGAAAAUUGCAGUUGUGAAUCUCCUACAGCACAGAUCAAUCAUUUCUCUGAUUGGAAAUGUUCUGAGGUCCUCACUGAUAUUAGAGAAGGUCUUUCAUGUCUUCCGCUCCAAUGGAGUCAAUGUCCAGAUGAUCUCCCAAGGUGCAUCUAAGGUCAACAUCUCAUUGAUAGUAAACGACAGCGAAGCAGAACAAUGUGUCAGGGCUCUUCACUCUGCUUUUUUUGAGAGUGAUCUCUCGGAACUAGUCUGGGAAUAUAGAUCUGAAAAUGGGUCUGUUGCAGCAUUGCAAAGUUGA